AUGCCACGACGGCUGCAGGUUGGCGAGAGCACCACCGUGGAAUGCAAAGUAGCCGGUCUUGUGACGUUCAGGACAAACAUCCGUGUAACAGCCUGCCCCAUCGGGCGGUUCGGGCGAUUCUGUGCGGAGCGCUGCCAGUGUUAUAACGGGGCCGCAUGUCACAGCUUCAACGGCGCGUGCAGGUGCGCCCCUGGCUGGACAGGAAGAAACUGCACCACAGUUCACCCAGAAAUGCACAUCAGUCCCCCUGCCAGAGAACUGACAGACUUGCGGAUCGGACAGGAACUGCAGCUGACGUGCACGGCUUACCAACUUGACGUCACUGACAUCACGUGGCUCUUACAGAGUGGCAUUCCUGUAGAACAGCUAAAUGUAUCAAACAGCAAGAACUCUUCUGUUCUUUACAUCCACUCCCUGGCGCCUAAGCACGAAGGUAACGUUACCUGUGUGGGUCUUACCACCAGCGGAGACACAUACACUAACGUGGUUGGCAUACGGAUAGUGUGUGAGGAGAAUUACUGGGGCGAGCUGUGUGACGACAUCUGCAACUGUACAGACCAGGAGACCUGCAACCGGGCCCAGGGCUGCAUCUGCGAUGGUGAUGGGUGUUCGGAUUCUCAGACCGGCCUCCUGACCAUCAGUCUGUCGUCAGGCGGGCUGAUUCUCCUCCUACUCGGCGUCAUCUUCCUGCUAUACAGGCACAACAACAGGCUGCGGGUCGGAAACAUCGACGAUCCGGAGGUCUUCCAGCUCGGAAAGGACCUCAAGGCCGUGAUGCCGCCUGCAGCAGGCUCCUCGUCAGGCAGUAUCGACAUGGAGCUCCUGAAGGAAAGGGAGAUCGACAGGAGCAGGCUGCAGGGCGGACAGCUCCUGGGAGAGGGCGCUUUUGGACAUGUUGUCAAGGCAACGUUGACGCGACCUGAGGAGGACGAUGUGGUGGUAGCUGUCAAGAAACUUAAAGACGAUGGUGACCCCAAGGCCAGACAGGCCCUUCUGCGGGAAACCUGCAUCAUGCUGUUGUGCGGUAACCAUGACAACGUCCUCGGGCUGAAAGGCAUCUGUUUUAGAGACGGCCCGCUUCAACUGGUGCUGGAAUAUGCGGAACACGGGAGUCUCCUUCACCUGCUGUGGACGUUACGUGCGGAAUCCAAACUCAACAGGACCGUUCUGGUCAACAAACGACACAUCUUCGAGAACAUGAUGGUGGAGGUCUGCUGCGGACUGGAGCACCUGGCGACCAUGAGGCUGGUUCACCGAGACAUCGCGGCCCGGAACAUCCUGAUCUGUGGGAAGGGAACCGCCAAGAUCGCGGACUUCGGGCUGGCCCGGGACACGUACACUGUGGGGUACCAUCGGCAGGACAGGGGCCACGACCUGCUGCCGCUGAAGUGGAUGGCACCGGAGGGCCUGAAGAACGAGGCUAGGUUCACACACAAGAGUGACGUCUGGUCCUUCGGGGUUCUAUUGUGGGAAGUGGCGCAGCUGGGCCGCACGCCGUACCCUGGGAUGGAGGGGGCAGACAGAAUAUAUGAUGCUCUGCAAAACCACUUCAGACUCCCCAGGCCUCAGUUGUGUACAGAGGAAAGAUACCAGCUGAUGCUGAAGUGCUGGAAGUUUAACGAGAAGACCAGGCCGGACGCCACAACUGUCAGGAAACUACUGGUGGCGGAUCCAAACGGCUUUUUCUACUUCAACACACCUGUGGCAGCGAUAGAGGCACCCGUCACUCCGGUAUGAGACCUGUGGCAGCGAUAGAGGCACCAGUAUCUCCGGUAUGAGACCGCAUCGGAUUCACAAACAAGCCCGAGGCUAUAGUGGCAUCAGCCGGGAUACAUCCUGGAAAAUGCCUGGACGAUUGACUAUAAUAUAUAGUUACAAUAUAUACAUAUACAGUCACAAGUACUCCUCUGGCAACCGGACGCAAAAAAAGGCGGGAUCGACCAAACCUGACACUCAAGAAAGUUUGGUUUGGUUUAUUGCGAUCUUUAUUAGUGAAUACAUCCACCAAUCUUCAUCAAUC
Messenger RNA from Branchiostoma belcheri (Belcher's lancelet), 2020 nucleotides. Its product is annotated as fibroblast growth factor receptor 4-like. The record is from RefSeq and is a predicted model, not a curated record. The transcript is spliced from 15 exons. Gene Ontology annotation, biological process: positive regulation of kinase activity; multicellular organism development; cell surface receptor protein tyrosine kinase signaling pathway. Gene Ontology annotation, cellular component: signaling receptor complex. The coding region runs from base 1 to 1737 and encodes 578 amino acids. Lineage: Eukaryota; Metazoa; Chordata; Leptocardii; Amphioxiformes; Branchiostomatidae. Gene Ontology annotation, molecular function: transmembrane receptor protein tyrosine kinase activity; ATP binding.